This is a messenger RNA of Amoebophrya sp. A120, 6048 nucleotides long. NCBI's taxonomy places the organism in Eukaryota, Dinophyceae, Syndiniales, Amoebophryaceae. The record is from the annotation of a GenBank genome assembly.
GUGAAUUAUGUGAAGUUAACCACUUUAUACUUUUCAGUUGGAGCAAGCUUCCCUCAAAAACAAAAUGGCGAGCGGCGCCUCGUCCGCCAGUGCCGCGCCAUCACCGGUGGAAGAACGUCUGGUCGACUACUUGCUGGUUGUCGGUUUGCAACGAGAUGGCCAGGGAACCUUGGUGACCAAAGCCGCGGGCCGGCGGGGCGGCUCAAACGCACAGCAGAGCUUGUUGUACAAGCCUGUGGUGCAAGCCCGGUUCCCCGGCAAAGACUACACGGACCGACCCAUUGCGCCGAUGCUGCCGGACAUACCUGACUUCGUCUUUCCCAGCGGCGUUCCGGCCUCCUCGGCAAAGCGCAAACCCGACCUGGAGCCCUACGUGUUCAGCUUCGUGCUGACCACGCCCACCUACGACAACUACUACGUGACCUGCUUGGUGGCUUUCGAAAGCGAAAAGCUGCCGUACACCUCGCGGCGCCGGCAAUCCCUGAAGCGAUGGGCGUCCUCGUCGACCAGUGGGGGCGGAACCGGUGGGGAUGCCGAUGGAAGCCUCAUUGAGCUACAACCGGAAGACGAACAGAACGACCAGAGUCUGCAAACGGCGGAGAACCAGGCCGAUAGCCCGGACGCGCUGUUCGUGCCGAAAGCGAUUUGUCUGGUCACGAAAUAUCCGUAUCUGCAAGGCUGCCGGGAUUUCCUCUCCGAACUCCUGCGUCUCGCCACGACGCCGUCCGCUUCUGGUGGGGGUGCGAGUAAGCGAAGCACCAGCACGAGUGCAGUCGCACUAUCGGCUGGGGAGCGGGAUCAGCGCAGUUCCUCGGACCACGCGGGUAGAAGUACAACUGGUACUACGAAUAGUGAACAAGUUGCAGUGAUGCAGGAACUGGAGCAGUUGUUUCAGCAGGAUGGUGGCAAGCAACGGGAUUUCCUGCUCACAUACAACCUCGCCUAUCUGCUCUACGAGAUCCCUCUCCCAACCGUGCACAACAACCUGCUGUCCUUCACAAAGUCCACGCAGACGCUCUUCUCGCUCGGCUACCACCUCCGGAAUUACAGCGUCUUAGACCCCGCGUCGCUGGCCCGCGACUUCACCUUCCGGCCGCUACUCGGCUGUUUGAACGUGAAGAACCUGGUGUACCUGUUCUUCCUGCUCCUCACCGAGAAGAAGAUCGUGCUUGCCGCGUCCAAGCGCUCGCUCUCCUUGCUCACGCUGAUCUCCGAAGCGGUCAAGGCGUUGCUCUUUCCCUUUCAGUGGCACCACGUCUACAUCCCGACCCUGCCGCGGCACAUGUGGAUCAUUUUAGAAUGCCCCACCCCCUUCCUCGUAGGCGUGCACCAUGACAGCAUCACGGCAAUCGUGCGGGCGUGUCCCAGUGACGUCGUGGUGUUCGACUUGGACAACGACGAGGUGGCCUUUAACGCUCCGUACGCUAUGAGCAAUAGCGCGAUGAACAAGCAGGACCCAGAACAGCCCGCAGACCAGCAAGCGGGGGAGCAGCAGCACGAGUUCGCGUCGAGCAAAAACAUGCCGUGUGUGUACCAAGACUGCAUGCCAAUUAUCGUCCCGGAGAGCUUCCUGCGCUUCUUUCAAGCGCAGCUCCGGAACGCAGCGUUGCACGAACGGAGUGGGGCGGGCGGCACCGCAGCGCAGAACCAAUGGAAUCACUGCCACUUGUUGAACCACGCAGCGACCACCAACGCUCCGGCGCUCUCGCCCGCUGAGGUUAGAAGCAAGUAUUAACUUCUGAUGCGUUAUUUUUGUGUUUUUCAUGUCACCAAGAAGUAGGAGAAUUUUUUCAACUUAAAUGAAAGCUUGAUUCUGUAACUAUGCCCCCCACACGAUAAACCUUUGACGUAUAAUUUGAAUGAAUUGAAUUCAAUCCUCUCAGCCGUCGUCCGCAGCGCAGACGGAUCGCACGGACGGCUCCUUUCGCGGCAACAGCAGCCAGGACGAGACGCGUGUCCGGUCGAAGCUAAUUGCGACGUUUUUGGAGGCCACCCUGCGUUUGUUUUGGAACUACAGCGAUUACCUGGUGAAAAGUGUGGAAACCACCUCCUCCGGUAAGCGCCCGAGUUCCGCGGCUAACCAAACGGUCCGCUUCUCGUUCGAUGACGAGAAAUUUCUGGAGAAACUUCGGCCCCCACACCUGGUCAGUUCCACCGACGAUGCGCAGCAGCUCCGCGUUCUGAUCGCGUCGUUUCUGGAAUCCAACGCAUGGGAGCACUUUCUCACUGAGGCGGUCGUAGGGACGAGCACGCGGUCGCGAAUACUGCACGAUUUGUGUGAGCGUUAUCGCGAGCGACAGGCGGACUACGACGCGCAGAGUGGAAGCUCGAGCUCCCGGCUCUCCGAUUCGUUGCGCGGCUGGAUCGAGGCCAUGCACGAACCGCAGCACACCAUACUGGCCGCGAAGCCGGCCUUUGUACACGACGACAACAUCGCUGCGGCCAUUACUGGUGGUACUGGAAAUUCAUCAAAGCAUCUCACUCCUCCGGACAGCAAGGAUGUAAACUCGCCGCGAGGCGCCGCUGAAAACAACGCAGUGACAUCAACACGAACGGUAACGCCCCUGACCUCGCAGCUCGCCUGUGUGUUGCCCUCAGACAGCUUCCUGUCAAUUCGGAGCUCGUGCCACGCCUUCCUGCAUUUGAACCUCACCGGGACACGGCAAUCGUCGGGCGAGCCCGCGACCGUUCUCAGCAGCGCCGUCGCUUUACUGGAAGCACCCCCUGACCGGGAAAGUUAUACUCGGGAUUUUCACGAUGUGGCGGCGACUCACAAACUCCCCACCAGUGCGGCGGAACUCUUCUGCGACUCGAUGAAGUAACUUUUGACUUUUCUUGUUGUUGUUUUGUAAGAGUUUGGAAGUUGGGGUCGAUGAAGAUGCUAUUCUGAAAAGUGGAUCGCUAAGAUCAUCGCAAUAAAGAUCAUUCUACAACUGUCUCCCUCCAGGGCGUACUUCCAGAAGAAGCGGCUCGCCGUCGGCAAACUGUCCCUAUUUCAGCGCGUGAUGCAGGUCCUCUGUGAGGACCCGCGGCCCAUCGCCCAGCCCGGACCUGCGAUGGCAGGCACCGGUCCCGCAACGUCCACGUCUCCGCGAAAGUCACAAAGCUCCACGACUCCGCGCGGCUCAACUGGGCGCCGUACACGCGGCAGUAUGACGACCGGGGAUUUGAGUACCAAGGACGAGGACAGCGCGGCCUCCGCAAAAUCACCCCGCACCAACCGGCGAACCACGACACGAGCAGGAGCUGCCACUUCCGUCACAGAUCCAAAACUUGACGAGGAUUGCCGCUUCCGAGUGUACAGUUGCCUCUCGGGGAUCUCCGAAGUUGGGGAGCUGCCUUUCUGGGAAGUCUUGCGCGAAGCGGCACGCGCACCCCUGGCGCCCGCGCAGGAGCCGCUGACGAUUUUCGCACGGGGGAAAACGAUCACGCCGACGUUCACACUGAGCCCAGAGGCCUCGAAGGUGCCACAAAACGCGGUGCCAAGCUCCCCGAAGGGCCGCCGUGUCUUCGUCUACCGCAGUUUCCGCCAGGUCUUGGCACGACUGGAGGACGAGGACCUGGCACAAUUGCGCUCAGACACACUGAAGCUGACCGCGCCAGACUUGUACUGGGUUUUGCACCUCUACUUCAGUUUGAAAAUCGAGGCGCUGGGGGUAUUGAUGUUUGUUUCUGUUUUGUUCGAGGAACAAGGACGAGGAAGUUUCACGCCCAUCUUUCGUGUGAUUGAUGCAUUGUGCUAAUUCUUCAUGAAGGACGAGACGAGUCGGUCUUUUCUCUCUAAACUGCUCAAAACAAAAAUCAAACGUCGCAACCUCGAGCGCGAUCCUUCAAAAAUUGCGGGUUUUCAUUUCAUUCAGUCCGACGGAGUUGCGCGCGUCUUCACGAUCGCGGAGCUUUGCCGCCACUACUUGGAGCAAGCGAAACUCGAAGUGAUUGAUGCGACCUUUAUCGAUGUGGCGAACAAGCCCGCCCCGUUUCGUGCCGCGGACUAUAACACAACCAUUCCGCCAGGUGGGGCUAGCGUCGUGCCUGCGGACGGAGGCGUUUUCCGCGUGGCCGACCACUGGGACGGCGCCGGCGAGAUGCACCUUGGCAGCCCGACUACGCUGACCUACGGAGAAACGGUCUCGGUCUCGCCCACCAGCAAAUCCGCCGCGGUCGGGGACGUGGCGCUGGCCCGACCAAAAACGCCCGGAGAGCUCCUGGCGCAGAUUCGGGGCGCGGCCAGUGUGCGUCGCAGCCGGAGCGCCGGACAGGCCAGUCCGCGGCUGGUGAGCGGGGCCCUCGCUUCCUCCAGUUCGACCGCGUCCUCGCGGCAAGGCGCGCCGGCCGCAGGACAACUGCUCCCAGCCCAGGACAGCACAGGAACGGCCCGGGGCAGUCGUACGGCUGGAGCCAGAGGACCAGCAUACCAAAUGGAUCCGGCCUACGGGACCUUGGCUUCGGUGCCCAAGCCCGGUCGGCGUGGCCGCCCGCCGCGCCCCUAUAAUGCCGCAGGAGCAGGUACUACUACGCGGGGUACGAGAGCAGGUGGGCGGGGGACGAGACCGCAGCACCCCCUGGUGGCUUGCAGACUCGACAACGUUGUCGAGUCUCCGGCCUUUGGCGCGGCGGGUCAGAAGCCCCGCCUGAAACAAAGCGAGAGGGCGCUCAAUCAGGCACCCGUGGAACUGGACCCCGAGUUCGCCCAAGCGCUUUCUGAAGCAAGGACGACAAAGAACUGGGACUUGCUGCAACCGUACACCAAGCAGGCGGAUGAGGAACUGGUCGAGGUGCGGUUUCUGUUCGACGGAUUGCGCAGUAAGCGCAAAUCCCACAACUGGUACCUGGCACACAACCGCAACCAGCCCUUCGCCGGAAGUACCACCGAGGAGGCUGCGCGACGGCACAUGCAGAGGUCGAGCCGCAGCCCGGAUGUUCUUGCAGGUGGUCCGCCAAUACGAAAGUCCUACGCGCACGACGGGUGCGCGUUUGUCACAGGAGCCAACCACUCGCCCCCGCGGCUCAGCGCAAUAAAAGAGCGCACCACGACGGGAGUCGAGCCUUUUGGCAGCCCUGGCAGUCCUCGAGCACCGGGCGCUGCAGCGGCAACAAAUAAAGGCGGAGGGUCGGUGCGGUUACCGCGCUACGGACGGUGUUCGUACAUCCAUGGCGGGAAGGAAGUGUACACAGACAACUUUGCCCCGGUGCGCGACGACGCGGAUUCGCAGCUGCCCUCCGUCACGGUUGACAUUACCCACGAGACCGCGCCGAGCGUCCGCCGAAUUCGACGGCAGUCAACGACAGCAACGGUGGAUAUUCACGGAACCGCCGAAGCACAACCAGGUGGCACCGAGCUCGGAGAAUUCUUUCCCGAGGACUUGCAAAUGCUCGUCUCCUCCUCGUCGGCCAUGCGGAUCGCUCCGAGCACCCAGUCUGGAUCCGGGCUGAAAGCUUCCUCGAGCCACGACACGGUAUCUUCCUCUGCUGGCCGUCCGACAAGAGGCGCCUGGGAGCGGCGACGUGACCACUUGAGCGGCCGUCGUUCUGCGGCUCGCGCCACGCCACCGCCGCUCGAAACGGAUGGAGGGGCCCGGCGUAGCUCGCCCACUGGGUCUCUGGCAUCACGUGGCGUCGGGGCAGGGACUUCACACAUACUACAAAGUGCGGGUUCGUCAUCGUCCGACUGGAUAGAACCGAGCUACUGGUGGCAGGGAGUGAAGCAGCAAAUCCAGCGCGCGCAGCUGUACCAAAGCCAGUACGAAGUGGACGAGGAGAUACGCCUGUCCCGAGAAAUCGAGGCACUAGAUCAGGCCCUGAGCGGUAGGUGCAACGUGGCUGAUGUUGGGACUUCCUCGUUGGGCUGAUGUUGGUUGUUCUCUCACAACUUCUUGCGUGAGAAGGAUUCAAUAGGGGUUGUCGAGCGACACCUGUUGGAUUUGACUUUUUCGUUGACGCGCAAGAAGAAAAAAGACGAAAGAGCGUAUCAACGUAGCAUAAGUGGCAGUACCUGGAGCUGGGGUUCUCCUCCUGCAUGACAGGUUCAUCGUCUGUUUUCUGAUUCUG